AUGGGCCUUAAGCUAAACAUUCGGAAGAAAAAGGUCCUCUACUGGUCUGUUCCUGCCACACCAGACUGCCUCAACUGCAAGAAUCAUGAAAUUCUCGAGUUUUACUGUAAUGAUGAUGCGGAGUGUGUGUGUGGUUCCUGUAUUGUAGCAGGGAGACAUAAAUCCCACACGUUGCUGAGCCUGGAUCAGGCACAAGCUGCAAUUAAGGUGAAAUUAGAGAGAGAAAUUGAGAAAAUUGGUGAAGUCCAGAGGACUUGUUCCAGCAAAAAGAAAGAAUUGGAGAUAUCAGAAGCUGAAAUAAAGACACAAAUCAAUGAGCUGAAAGGAAAGGUAUCAAAGAACUUCUCUGAAUGGAGGAAAAAGCUGGAUGAAGAUGAAGAAUCCACUGUGAGACUGAUCGACGAGGAGGGGCUCCAAGUUCUCUCUCAGAUUAAAAGCUGUUCUGAAGCAUUAAACAGAAAGAUGGAACAGAUUGCAUUAAUAGAUGGAGAAACCCAGAGUUUGUUACAGACCGACCCUCUCUCCACUAUUCAGGCUGCUGCUGUAGCUCUACCAGUUUCCAUUGUCUGACACUUGCUGAUCCUCAAGAGACAGAAUCUGCAAUUACUGGAGCAGCAAGGACAGGACAAGAGGUAACCAAUGCUUGAACCAAAAGAAGAGUUUCACUGCUGCAGCAGUGGUUAUUCAGUGAGAACUCAAGGCAGCUCAUUUCCAGGUCUUGCUGCAUAUGGACUCAGAUGAACUUCAGUAAUUGAGGAGUCGUGAAUUCUGCUGAACAAUGUGCAAUCAUCAGCAAACAUCCUCACUUCUGACCUUAUGAUGGAGAGAAGGUCAUUGAUGAAGUUGCUGAAGAUGAGGUUGGACCUUGGACAUUACCCUGAGUAUCACCUGUAGAGCCGUCGUUGAACUACAACUAUUAACCUCUAGCAACUACAAGCUUUGUGAUAGGUGUGACUCCAACCAGUGGAUAUUUUUCCCUGUUUAGCUUGGUCUUCUUGAUACCUCACUCAGUCUGAUGCUGCCUUGAUAUCAAGGUAUUUACUCUCAUCUCACUUCUUGAAUUCAUGGACUAAGACUGUGAUGAAGCCAGAGGUUCAGUGAUCAACACAGAAUGCAAACUGAGUGUCCAUUAGCAGCAGUAUAUUGAUCCAUGAGUGCUCUUUGAUAACACUGUUGAAGAUGCAUUUCAUCAUUUUAUUGUUGAAGAUUGAGAGGAAAUUGCUAGGCUGCUAGUUGGCCAAAUUGGAUUUGCUAUGGCUUAGCGGCAUAC
Molecule: messenger RNA, 1270 nt
Organism: Rhincodon typus (whale shark)
Lineage: Eukaryota; Metazoa; Chordata; Chondrichthyes; Orectolobiformes; Rhincodontidae
Product: E3 ubiquitin-protein ligase TRIM39-like
Exons: 7
Coding region: 1-570 (189 amino acids)
Molecular function (GO): zinc ion binding
Source: RefSeq, a predicted model, not a curated record